Messenger RNA from Cylicocyclus nassatus, 219 nucleotides. Lineage: Eukaryota; Metazoa; Nematoda; Chromadorea; Rhabditida; Strongylidae. The record is from the annotation of a GenBank genome assembly.
AUGAUCCCUAUUGCUGGUGGUUGCUUUGCUGAUGUGCGCAAACAUCUAGACUGGAUUUGCGAUGUAUCGGGAGUUUGCUCUGAAACAACCAAUCGCCAUAGUGAGUCGAUUCCAUCGCCACCGUGGCCAGGACCUUCUAUGGAAUUCCAGAAGAAAUUCUCUGAGAAUGGCAACUAUUAAGCAUUCAAUGAUCAGCUUUUGUUCUCGGUAAACGUUUCA